CGUCUACAUUCAUGCUUUCUCGCUUCGGUGAUUUGUAGUUGGUAGUGUCUGCGCUCUCUCUGAGCAUCGCGUGACUUCUAAGCAGAGAAGGGAGGAAGAGAAGGAGAGGGCGAUUAGCGAAGCAGAGAUGGAUCCGGACGCACUGGCCACGGCUUUCGUGGAGCACUAUUACACGACGUUCGAUUCCAACCGAGCCGGCCUAGCGAACCUGUACCAGGAAGGCUCGAUGUUUACCUUUGAGGGCCAGAAGAUUCAGGGUUCUUCGAAUAUUGUGGCCAAGCUCACUAGUCUGCCCUUCCAGCAGUGCAAGCAUAACAUCUCUACCGUCGACUGCCAGCCUUCUGGUCCAGCCGGUGGUAUGCUUGUAUUCGUCUCCGGAACCCUACAACUUGCAGGGGAGCAGCACGCGCUCAAGUUUAGCCAGAUGUUCCACUUGAUGCCAACGCCGCAGGGGAGCUUUUACGUGUUCAACGACAUAUUCCGUUUGAACUAUGCUUGAGGACAAGAGUCACAAGAUACACCAUGGUCAAGCAAUAUUUGGUCAACAUGUCCAGAUCUAGUCCAGUUUGCUUAUCUUUGUUCAGUUCGAAGACAUUUAUAAAGAAAACUAGGAUUUUGGCUCAUUGUUUACUUUGUUUCAUUGUGCGUUCGUGCUAUCUAUAUCUUGGGGAAUUGCUUUGUGAUGAUUGGUUGAACUAAUGAAAAAUGCUUUCUUUGGUCACUGAUUGAAGGGUUUGAUAAGUUAAAUUAAGCUGGAAGUUCGUCUU
Messenger RNA from Tripterygium wilfordii, 767 nucleotides. Its product is annotated as nuclear transport factor 2B-like. The transcript has 2 exons. Lineage: Eukaryota; Viridiplantae; Streptophyta; Magnoliopsida; Celastrales; Celastraceae. The coding region runs from base 128 to 499 and encodes 123 amino acids. The record is from RefSeq and is a predicted model, not a curated record. Gene Ontology annotation, biological process: nucleocytoplasmic transport. Gene Ontology annotation, cellular component: nuclear pore central transport channel.